AGUCAAGUCAACUUUUGUUAGUAGUGCACAGUGUCGGCAAAAUUGCCCAAUUGGGGAUUGAACUCAAAAGCCAGAUCGCGUUUAAUUAACGUUAGCAGAAGAGUUUGAUCUAGUGGGGUCAAAAUUCAUGUUACCACUUGCAGUUUAAGUACACGGCAAACAAAGUUCUUAUCUACGGCCUCAGAUCUUACUACGUUCAUUUAAAACUAUUUAACUGAAGCAAAAAUCUUAUCAUUCACUUAACAAAUAGUGCUUCUUCUUCUUGUAUUAUAUAUAGUUUAAACGCUUAACUCAUUACUCAUUACUACUAACUAGUUAUCUAUCCAUUAUGACAUCUUCAAAAGUUAAUCCAAAGGAAUAUGAAUUAAUCCAUUUGACUGAUUAUGAGUUAAUAAAGUUUACUAGAGAACAAAAUUCUGCAGCAUGGAAGGGGAGAUUAACAGCUGAUGAUUAUGUUAUUAGAGAUCUUGUAUUAGGAAAAUCUAAAAUUAUCACCAAAAAGCCAAAUGGGUUAAUGGUUUUUAUGUUGAGAAAAAUUUCUGAUCAAAAACCUGUAUCUUCUAUCGAACUUUUAAUUAGAAGGGGAUGGAAAUUUGACUAUGUAAAUGGUGAGGUUGUGAAAAAAGAAGUAUCAACUGGUUGUAUUGGAGGUGUUUUUACAUAUCCUGAACAUAGAGGUCAAGGCUUAGCUAAAAUUAUGGUUGAUAAAUUAAUGGAAAUUGCUAAAACUGAUAUUUUAAAGGAAGAUGGUUUUACCUUUUUAUAUUCAGAAGUAGGGGAAUAUUAUGCCAAGAGUGGAUUUAAAUCAUUUGAAGUUCCUCUUGUUCUGAUUCCAUUACAAACUGGUAAACCAGAAGAAGGUAUUAGUGAAAAUUUUAAAUUACUUGAUUAUCAUACUUUUGAACCAUACUUGAAAGUUCAUAAUGAACAAUUGAGUAAAGAAAUAAUUAAAAAAGUUAAUAAAGAUCACUUAUCAAGAGUUACUUUAGUUCCUAAUUCUGAUUUAGUUGAUUGGUUCCAUUUAAGAUGUAAAUAUAUUAGUUAUAAAUUAUUUCAUGAAGAAAAACAUACAAAAACUAUUGAUUUCGUUAAUGAAUCCUAUGAGGAAAUUGUUGAUAAUUUCAUUGAAUUAGAUCCAAAGAAAUUUGGAAUUGAACUCUUUAAUGAAUCAAAUAAAUCAAUUGGUUAUAUAAUUUGGACUUUUGAUUGGAUUAAUCGUACAGAAAAGUAUGCAACAGUAUUAAAAAUUGUCGUUAUUGAUGGUGAAGAUAAAGAUUCAACUUCUUUGAAAUUAUUAUCACUCUUAAGAAAUUACUUAUUAAAAAAUGAAGACAUUGAAGGACAAACCAAUAUUAAAAUAAUUGUUUGGGAAUCUGAACUUAGUCAAGUCAAUAAAGAAUAUGUUAUUGAACAUUGGGGAAGUAAGGCUGGACUUGAAAAUAGUUCUAGAUCAGCUAUCUUAAUAAAUAAUGAGCCAGAAGAUAAAUUAUUACAAUCUGGUCAAUUAAUUUGGGAAGGUAAUGAUAAAUUAUCAUGGUUUUAGUAUAGAGACCAUACAUUCAUUUAUUUU
Scheffersomyces amazonensis is the source of this 1570-nucleotide messenger RNA. RefSeq lists its product as uncharacterized. The coding region runs from base 329 to 1543 and encodes 404 amino acids. The record is from RefSeq and is a predicted model, not a curated record. The transcript has a single exon. Lineage: Eukaryota; Fungi; Ascomycota; Pichiomycetes; Serinales; Debaryomycetaceae.